CUAAGAAGGGCUUGCAGCCCGGAGGUGGCAUGGUAGGCGGGGGAUGUGUUCUGUCUGGGACAGGGUCUCAGCCAGCUUCUACCUCCCGCCGGGCCGUGUGCCCUCCUCUCUGCUGACCUUUCGGUUUUGCAAACAGACUUCCAGAUGGGGAAACCGAGACUCAAAAAAGGUCAAGGCUGGCAUUUGAACAAGAGGCUGUGUCAGUCCAGAGUCCUGGGAAUGAAACAGAAGUGUCGGAGCGUGGGAGCUAGCGAAUGGGAAUUGUAUCCCUGAGGUGGGGGUCUCAGCCAAGACUGAGUCCGAGGGGAGCCGGAAGCCAGGAAGCCAAGGCUGAGCCUCCUCCCUCCCAGGCCUUGAGCUCAAGGUGCAACCCAAACACUCGCCAUCAUCCCUUUUACACACAGCUUCGCGUGACUGCUGGCAAGCUGGGCACCUUAGAGCAAUAGGGAGCCAUGAAGGGUGUGUGAGCAGGAGUCCAGAUCUGAGCUGCGGGAAGAAAAUUCGUCUAGGCCAGCCUGAAGGAUUAAACUAGCCAGGGCAAAUUCACAACGCACGAGUUUUCCAGAUUGCGAGGAGCUAGGACUCGAGGACAUCCGGGCUGCGCGCCAAGAGGAGAAGCCUUGGCUGCGGUAGCGUAGAAGCCGCCAGCCGGCUGCGUGCCAGCUGCCUGUCCCCAGUGAGGGCGACUGAAAAGGCCUGCAGCCACUUCUCCCAGCUGAAGCCAGCGGCGUCACCGCCACCCUGGAGCGCCCUCUACCAGUGUUCCAAGCAAAGAACUACAGCUCCCAGAAGACGAAGACAGAUUGUCGUACGCACGCGCAUAUUGAGAGUCGACGCUCGCUCGCCGUCUGCUGGUCGUUUCAGAGAACUACAUGCCACUUAGGACAUCUGUUUGUCAUCAUGCGCAGGCGUAAAACUACAACUCCCGGAGUGCCACGCGGCAACACAUGGAACUACAUUUCCCAGAGGCAUUGUCAUUGAGCCCACGGUCUAGGAACUGGCGGUAGCCGGGACAGAGUCACCCGCCGCUGGACAUGGCUUUCCUCGCCAGGACUUUUGGGUGUCCCGCCUGCAGAUCGGUGGCCCAGUUGGGUGGCAGGUGGCUCCAACCCCGGGUCUGGAUGGGGCUUCCGGACGCUUGGGAGCUGCCCUGCGUGCAGCAGCAGACCCGCGGCCGCACGCGCGGGAACGAGUACCAGCCCAGCAACAUCAAGCGCAAGCACAAACACGGUUGGAUCCGCCGGCUAAGCACCCCGACCGGCGUGCAGGUCAUCCUCCGCCGCAUGCUGAAGGGCCGCAAGUCCCUGAGCCACUGAGGAACGGCGUCCGGCGCCUGUGGGAACAGACUCAGACGCCUGUAGAACUGGCCCAGGGCAAGAAGUUGGGGACCGUCUCUUCCUAGGCUUUUGAAGUAUGAAGAAUUCAGUACUUGCAGAGCUCCUAGGUCCCCGCGUCCCCCAGCCCACAGCGGCGGCGCCCCCUCCUGCGUUAUCUCGACAGUUUCUGUGCAUGUUUCUGAAGGCAUCUUUGUAAUCUUGGCUUCUUAAAAUACCACACCACCUCUGGUGAUUCCAACCCCUCGGGAAUAUUACCUGCUCGCUAAUAAACAUUCCCGUUUCUGGG
Myodes glareolus (Bank vole) is the source of this 1623-nucleotide messenger RNA. RefSeq names its product mitochondrial ribosomal protein L34 (gene Mrpl34). Gene Ontology annotation, molecular function: structural constituent of ribosome. The record is from RefSeq and is a predicted model, not a curated record. Gene Ontology annotation, cellular component: mitochondrial large ribosomal subunit; ribosome. Gene Ontology annotation, biological process: translation. NCBI's taxonomy places the organism in Eukaryota, Metazoa, Chordata, Mammalia, Rodentia, Cricetidae.